GCUCUUGCUCCACUUCAAGAACAGCCCAACCGCCGUCGAUUUCGCGUUGGAGGCAAAAACCACGAGCAACGCGUACAAGGGCUGGUUGUCCGUCGGAUUCUCCGCAGCGGGCAAGAUGGCCCGCGCAGAUGCUGUGAUCGGCAACCUGCAAGGCCCGAAGAAAAUUGAUGCGUACUUCAUGAAGUCCAUCGCGAAGGCCGAUGUGAAACCAACGAAGGCUUUCGCGAUUACGAAGACGAGCGUGGUUACCAACGCCCAGGGGACUAUCAUGAAGUUCACCCGCACUGCCGGUAGUAAGGGUACUGUCCCCGUGAAGUAUGGUGCGAAGAACACUCUUCUGUGGGCGUAUUCCGCCACUGGCGCGUCCAAGGUCCUGGACAAUCACUCUCCGAUGAACAG
Molecule: messenger RNA, 399 nt
Organism: Closterium sp. NIES-65
Lineage: Eukaryota; Viridiplantae; Streptophyta; Zygnematophyceae; Desmidiales; Closteriaceae
Source: the annotation of a GenBank genome assembly